GCCUGUGAUAGUAAAGUUCAAUCCGAACUACCGUUUCUAAGAAAAUAUGACGAACAUGUAAAUACCUCGUUUAUGAGCUAUCUAUAUACGUUCAUGACGAUUUAUCGGUUUAAAAAGGUCUUACACAGUAAAACCAAUGCGAGAAACGAGUGGAAAAUGUUAGGCGUAGAGAGAGAUGCGUUUUACGAUGGGUGGAUGAAUAUACUGUUCGAUUUUCAAACAAAAUUUUAUUCUCUUAAUCCCUCAUAUUGUACUUUUGUAGUCCCAAGCUUUACAUGUCUUUAAAAAUUAUCUUACGGUAUAUAAGUGAGCGUUGAAAACGAAAACCAAAGCAUCUGAAGCGGUUGGAAAGAACAAAAGAUGAUAUCACGGGGAACAGCGACCGCUCAAAGACCUCAAAGGCAAAACGUGUUACAUGAUCACAGUCACCCUGAAACUUGACUGGAAUGUUACCGAUGUUCCUAAACCGAUUCCAGCCAGCUACACCACAAAGGUUCCCAACGGAACUUUUCUGAUUGACAUUAUGAACAAAGCUGCUGACAACGAGAAGGAAGGCCCUUUUGACAAAUACAAAAGCACUUACUACAGCGUCAUGGGAUAUUUCAUCACCUCCAUAAAUGGCACAGAAAACAAUCCUGACAAAAGCUCGUACUGGAUGAUUUAUGAUGAGCAAACUGGAGCUUCACUAAGAUGUGGAGUGAGCUCGUACCUGCCUUCUAACGACUCCACCACUCUCUUCCGAUUUACUAAACUUCCAAGUGACUCGAGUCAUGGUAAUAAUGCGAGUACUAGUGGACGCUGUAAAAAGCAUUCCAAUCUACCGACACCAUCAUCUGCGAUCACAAUUACAAUUGGAAUGGACUGGAAUCCGGAAGUUAUUAAAAAACCCGUUCCUCCCCCCUAUUCCACCAAAGUGGCCAGUGGCACGACUCUCAGAGAAAUCAUCAACAAAGCUGCGGAUAAAAAUCCCAAGGGUCCUUUCAAUAAAUAUACAUCCACCUAUUAUGGUGGACAGGGGCAUUUCAUCACUUCCAUGAACGGUGCUAAAGAGGAUUCUACCAAGGACUGGCAGUGGAAGAUUUACGACAAAGCCACUGAAAAACUCAGCGCACCCUUUGUAGAUCAGUUCAAACCACAGGACGGCUCAGCUACGAUCCUUAAGUUUAUCACAAGCAAGGAAUCUGAGCAGGAGUUCAACUCUAGUGGAGAAUUUGUUGGGAUGGGAUUGGUAUUCCUGUGCAUCUCAGCCAUUGUGGAAGGCCUGCUGUUUUUGUAACUUUUAAAGGUUAAAAAAAAAAAACGCCUUGAUUACGUAAUGGCUCUAGUCAAAGAAUCAAUUUCAAGUACUACGCAAACCUUUUCACGGUGGAAUUUUAGUAGUACGCUAGCAUUACAUUGUAUUUCUAGAUUUUGAGGUGUAGAAAACUUCCGUCGUUAAAGUUACACAUUUAGCUUUCUACGGUGUUUUACAAGUAAUUUCAAGAAAAUACUUAAAUGCUUUUGGAUGCAAUUUUAGAUAUAGUCAGUUGACUUUUAUAACGAAUGUAGUAAGGCGUCGAAAAGAAAAACUUUUGUGGCUUUUCGUAGUUUUGUUAGGCUUUGUAAUCUUUGUAAUCUUCAAACGUGUUUAAUCUUCGUUGAAUUUCGCUUUUUUCAGUUAUUUUAUGAGAAGAAUAAAAUGGUGAAAGAUAUA
This is a messenger RNA of Stylophora pistillata, 1693 nucleotides long. RefSeq lists its product as uncharacterized. The record is from RefSeq and is a predicted model, not a curated record. Lineage: Eukaryota; Metazoa; Cnidaria; Anthozoa; Scleractinia; Pocilloporidae. Gene Ontology annotation, molecular function: cobalamin binding. Gene Ontology annotation, biological process: cobalamin transport.